This is a messenger RNA of Podarcis muralis (Common wall lizard), 5077 nucleotides long. It is a transcript of the gene PER2, whose product is annotated as period circadian regulator 2. Gene Ontology annotation, biological process: entrainment of circadian clock by photoperiod; circadian regulation of gene expression; negative regulation of transcription by RNA polymerase II. Gene Ontology annotation, cellular component: cytoplasm; nucleus. Gene Ontology annotation, molecular function: transcription cis-regulatory region binding; transcription corepressor binding. Lineage: Eukaryota; Metazoa; Chordata; Lepidosauria; Squamata; Lacertidae. The record is from RefSeq and is a predicted model, not a curated record.
CGGGCUCCCUCAGGCACGGUCACGUUUCUGACGGUAUGAAGCCCGGAGUUUGCCGGGCUGUGAGGGGGCCGCUUCCCGGGGAAGGAAGAGGCGGCGGCGGCGGCGAGUGAGCCGUUGAGGGGAGAAACGAGGGAAGGGGUGGGCGAAGGAAGGACUGCCGGCCGCUCCCGUCCUUCUCCCCGGCCCCGUUUCCCGCCCCCGCGGAGCCCUUUCGAGGCAGGCAGCGUCACUCGUUGUAUAACCGGCGGCUUCCGCAGGCGGGUCUGCCGCUCCUCGCGCCCGCCGCCACCACAGGGGCGCGGGAGCCUCGGUCAGGGUGCGAGUUCUGCUCUUCUAAAGAACCGUUUGACUGACUCGAAGCCCGUUAAAAAGGUGUGUCCCCUAAAGCAGGUGCUUGGUGAACUCAGAUGUAAAAUUUGAAAAUGCUGAAUACUGAUAACAAAGAUGGCUUUAAAAAUAUCAGAACUGUACGGCAGCUUAUGCUAAGUACAGGUGUUCUGUUCUAUAACGGAGGAGCUGGAUUCUGAACUAUAUGAAACAAUUUGAAUUCUUUGAGAAUAUUUUAUAACAGUCAUUGACCCUGAAGUUCUUUGCUCAAAAUGAGUGACUAUUUGGAAAUGGCAAAUGCAGAAAACAUGGAUAUUCAAAUGAAGAACGAACAGAAUUUGGAAGCCCUUCAGGAAGACAUUGAAAUGAAUGGUGGAUCCAGUGCAAAUGAUGCAAGUGAAAAUUACUCCAGUGGGCAUGAUUCACAUAGCAAUGAGGGUGAAGAAAAUGGGAAAGAAGCAACUAUGAUUAUGGAAUCUUUAGACUGCUAUAAAAGCAGCGAACUACCAUCUAAAUCUAAAACCCAGAAGGAACUAAUAAAAACAUUGCAGGAAUUAAAAGGGCAUCUUCCUCCUGAUAAAAGGAUCAAAGACAAACCUAGUAUCCUGGCUACGCUGAAGUAUGCACUUGGAAGCAUUAAGCAAGUUAGAGCCAAUGAAGAAUAUUACCAGUUGUUGAUGACUAAUGAAAGCUAUCCAUGUGGCCUUGAUGUAUUGUCCUAUACUGUGGAAGAUGUUGAAAACAUUACUACAGAAUACAUCAUGAAGAAUGCAGAUAUGUUUGCUGUAGCUGUUUCUUUGGCUACUGGAAAAAUUCUGUACAUCUCCGAUCAGGCUGCCUCUAUUCUCCACUGUAAGAAAGAUGUAUUUAAAAAUGCCAAAUUUGUGGAGUUUCUGGCACCUCAGGAUGUCAGUGUGUUCUACAGUUCUACUACUCCAUACAGAUUGCCAUCCUGGACUAUUUGCAAUGGAGUUGAGUCUACCACCCAGGAGUGCAUGGAGGAAAAGUCUUUUUUCUGCCGCAUCAGUGCAGGGAAAGAGGAGCAUACUAGUGAGAUCUGCUACCACCCAUUUCGUAUGACUCCAUACCUUAUCAAAGUACAAGAUGAAGAUGAUCAGCUUUGUUGUGUGUUGCUUGCAGAAAAGGUCCACUCCGGUUAUGAAGCACCCAGAAUUCCUUCUAAUAAAAGGAUAUUUACAACUACACACACCCCAAGUUGUUUGUUCCAAGAUGUAGAUGAAAGAGCGGUGCCUUUGUUGGGAUACUUGCCUCAGGACUUAAUUGGAACUCCUGUCUUAGUACAUCUUCACCCAAGUGACAGACCUUUAAUGAUAGCAAUUCACAAAAAAAUUCUUCAGUGCGGUGGACAGCCAUUUGAUUAUUCACCAAUCAGGUUCUGCACCAGAAAUGGUGAAUACAUAACUCUGGAUACUAGCUGGUCCAGUUUCAUCAAUCCCUGGAGUCGAAAGAUUUCUUUUAUAAUUGGAAGACACAAAGUUAGAACUGGUCCGUUAAACGAAGAUGUGUUUACACCUCAGUGCGCAGAAGAAAAAAUCCUUCACCCUAGCAUCCAAGAAAUUACAGAGCAAAUAUAUCGGUUAUUAUUACAGCCUGUACAUAACAGUGGCUCUAGUGGCUAUGGAAGUUUGGGAAGCAAUGGAUCACAUGAGCACCUAAUGAGUGUGGCUUCAUCCAGUGACAGUAAUGGGAACAAUAAUGAAGAUACCCAGAGGAUACCCAAGCCUAACUCUUCUCAAGGUAUUUGUAAAGAUGGACGUGAGGCCAAAAAUAAAGAGCACGUCUUCGUCAAUUCCAGAUCAAAGCUUGAAAGUGAGAAAAAAUAUGCAGCGAAAUCCAGUGACCACGUGGAAAGUGCUACUCAGCCAGCAGAAAAUGAUGCUGUUGGAAUGGCUUGUCAGAGGAGUUUGGCUGCAGAAGAACUGGCUUGGGGAGAGCAACCUGUUUAUUCAUAUCAGCAGAUCAGCUGUUUAGACAGUGUUAUCAGGUAUUUGGAAAGCUGCAGUGCAGGUGAUGCAGUGAAGAAAUCACAGCCUUCCUCAAACGCUGCUUCACUGAAUUCUGAUAUGCUUAGAGAGAAAAGGCAUGACAUUAAAACACCCACAGAAAGUGUGCUGUCAAAAUCCCACAUAGGCCCUACGGAGUUGGAGAUACCUGAGAAAUCGAAUGCUUCUGCUGUUGUUGGUGCUCACUUAACUUCUUUAACUUUGCCUGGCAAGCCAGAGAGCGUUGUAUCUUUAACCAGUCAGUGCAGCUACAGUAGCACCAUAGUUCAUGUUGGAGACAAAAAAACACAGCCUGAACUAGAAAUAAUAGAAGAUGGUCCCAGUGGAACAGAACCCAUGGAGAGUCAGCUUAUUGCUCCACAAUCUACUACUACUCAAAAGAAUCAAGAAAAAGAGUCAUUUAAGAAAUUGGGGCUUACAAAGGAAGUCCUUGCAGUGCAUACACAAAAAGAAGAGCAGAGCUUUCUGACCAAAUGUAAAGAAAUCAAAAGGUUCCAUAUUUUUCAAUAUAAUUGCAGUUACUACUUUCAAGAAAGACCCAAAGGACAACCUGGUAACCGUGGUGUUCAUGGACCACGACAUGGCUCUGGAGUAGAUCAGUCUUGGAAGAAAAAUUGGAAGAACAGGAAAUCUAAGCCAAAACGACAGAAGCCACACAAUUCUUCAGACAGCACAACUUCUGGUACCAAACCUCCACACAGGUUUCCCCGGCUUGUCCCAAAUAGCACAGCCUGGUCUCCGUCAGAUACUUCUCAAGCAAGUUAUCCAGGAAUGCCUUUUCCUACAGUUAUGUCUACAUACCCACUUCCAGUUUUCCCACCAACAGGAACUGUGCCACCAGGUCCUGAAGCGCCUCUUUCUGCUUUCAGUGAAUCGCAGGACUCGGGAAAUCCCUGUCACUUGCCAUUAUCAGAGUUUCCCAACCCUCUGAUGACUCCAGUGGUAGCACUUGUACUCCCCAACUACAUGUAUCCUCCAAUGAACAAUGGGAUCCCUCAAGCACUUUAUCCUGAUCCACCUAGCUUUCCUGCUCAGCCUUCUUUCUCUUCCCAAGCAGUGUUUACAGCACAGCCUCCAUUCACUGCCUCAAACACAUUCCCACCUCAACCGUUUCACUAUAAUCCACUGGCAGGGAGUGAAAAGACCACUGUUGUAGAAUCUCGAAAUGAGCAAUCCCGUUCAUGCACUCCACAGUCUCCUGGCCCACAAGGUCAAGCCUCACCACCAUUGUUCCAGUCCAGGUGCAGUUCUCCUCUGCAGUUGAACCUUCUGCAAUUAGAAGAAAUGCCCAAAGUGGCUGAAAGUGGCGCUGCUGGUACACUAGGAAGCCAUGGAACUUUAGCUGAUGGAGGGGUGACGAGCAAACCCAUGAGCUCAGAGGACUGCAACAGAAAAGCAUCUUCCCCUGUUGGAUCGCCAAUGGAAAUUCAAAAUAGCGAUGCCUUCUCUGUAUCUAGUGAUUUACUUGAUAUUUUACUCCAGGAAGAUGCAAGUUCAGGCACUGGGUCUGCUUUGUCAGGAAGUGGUGUUUCAGCAGCUGCUGAGUCCUUAGGCUCAGUUUCAAAUGGAUGCGGCAUGUCAGGCAGUGGAACAGGAAGUAGUGAAACAAGUCAUACCAGCAAAUAUUUUGGGAGCAUUGACUCAUCAGAAAACAAUCAGAAAACAAAGGAAUCAGAACUGGAAGAAAAUGAGCAGUUCAUUAAAUAUGUCCUCCAGGAUCCCAUCUGGCGGCUGAUGGCAAACACAGAUGACACUGUUAUGAUGACUUACCAGAUACCCUCCCGAAACAGAGAAACUGUUUUAGAAGACGACAAACUGAAACUGAAACAAAUGCAGAAGUUCCAGCCAAAAUUUACAGAGGAGCAAAAGAGAGAGCUACUUGAAGUGCAUCCAUGGAUUCAGAAGGGUGGACUACCAGGGGCUGUUACUAAUUCGGAGUGUAUUUAUUGUGAAGAAAAUGUUAACAGCAGACUGUAUGCACAAGAUGAAGAAGAAAUCCAUAAAAUGGAGCUUAAUGAAAUGAUGAAGCCAUUGGGGGGGAAUAGCUCGACUACCCUGAACCAAGUCAACAGUGAAAAUGUUUAAUCCAUGAAGAUCCAUUUCGAACAUGAUCUGCUUUAUAACUAUUGCAGUACAUCAUUAGAUCUUCAGGGUUUUUAAGUUUGUUUCUUGUGAAAUGGAUCUAAUUUUAUAUAAAGCAAAUGGAUUUUUUGUUCUAGAAAAAAGUCAUUUGUGAUUAAUCUCUUUGAGAGGCUGCAUCCCUCAACCAGUCAUUGCUGAAGAAGUAUAAUAUCCAUUAUUUAAAACUAUGGAGGAUAUACUCGGAGCCUGAAUGGAUACAGCAAAGAAUUUCACAAAAUAUUGUGCCAUCCUAAAAAUUUCUUUCAGACUGCUUUUUUCAGUGACACAUAAUUUAGAAAUAUAUGGCAUAUUUUCUAGUUUUGAAUGAAUUUCAGGUUAGCGGAUAAAAUCAUGCAUGUUUCCCAAACCUAACUUCACCCAAUCCCAUCAGUAUUCUGAUACUUACUGUUGUUAAAAGCAACUCAAAUAAUUUCACCUUUCUAAGAUAUCCAGUAAUUUGUUUAGCUUCUUUAAAAAAAGGUUGUAUGCAUGAAAAAUCCCUGGCAGCCCGCCCACCCCACACCAGUGUUGAACCAUUCCUAUCCUAGUUUUCAAUGAUCUAUGAUCCAUGAUCCAAAAUUAUAAUAAAUUAUUCUUGAAAUAUG